UGUUCCUAACAGAGGCUAAAGCCAAUUCAGUUUUAAAGAGAUAUCCACGAGCUAAUGGUCUUUUUGAAGAAUUUAAGCAAGGAAAUAUUGAACGUGAAUGCUUUGAAGAACGCUGUAACAAGGAAGAGGCAAGAGAAGCUUUUGAAAAUGAUGAGAAGACAGUAAGUUAUUGUACAUUAUAG
Molecule: messenger RNA, 182 nt
Organism: Pogona vitticeps (central bearded dragon)
Lineage: Eukaryota; Metazoa; Chordata; Lepidosauria; Squamata; Agamidae
Source: RefSeq, a predicted model, not a curated record